CAGAAUAUAGUAUGGCGAAAUCGGUUCAAUUUCUACUUAUCCAUACACUAAGGGCAAACUCCGGCUACCAAAUUUUGCGAAUCAAUCUUCUUCCAAAACCCUCUUUUUCUGUUGCGAAAAAAGUUUUGUGAAAGGUCACGGAGCAUUAUAAAUACGACGCGCAGAGGCCAAGAUUUCAGACGAGAGAAGUGAAGCUUUAACGAAGAACUAAACGACAGCAACUUUUCAUCAUGGUUUUGAUUCUCACCCUUGCAUUGCUGGUUACUUUGUGCCAAGGAGCAGUAUUCCCUCCACCCCCACAACCCCCAAACAACACCCGUAUUUCAUGGAACGAUGUGAGAUCAACCAGUUUCAAAGUGAGAUGGGACGACGCUCCUGAUGCUGCAAGUUACAAUGUGUUUCUUUCCACCGGCAUCAACAACCCACCUUUUCGAACUUACGUUAACCUAACUCAGGAUCAUCUAUGGAUUCGCAGCGUGCAACCAAAAACAAUUUACGCCGUGCGUGUUGCAUGUGUAGACCGCUUCGGCCGCAUGAGCGCCCAAGGCCUACCUGGUCGAACUAGAACUUUCCCAGCAAGAAUAACCACAACGACUACACCAGCACCCACUGCACCAACGCCUGUAGGGGCUUGUGGUGUGGGGAACUUCACUUGUGACACACCAGAAAAAGAUUGCAUCGACGAAUCUUGGUGGUGUGAUAAAUCAAAGGAUUGUCCCGAUGGCAGCGACGAAAAAAAUUGUCCAGGCGCAUGUGUUGAAAUCACCGAGUUUUCCAACCACGGAAAUUUCUCCUGCAGCCGUUUUAACAGCAGAAUGAGUGCGUGUUUCUUCGACUGCAACGAUGACUUUGUUAGAGACGGGGCAUGGUACACAGUAUGCUUGGCAAGUGGAUGGACACGAGCUGUACCAACGUGCCGACUGAAGGAAAUAACUUCCAUCACCGUUAUAAACGGCAGAAGUGACACUGAGGUACCGGUUCAAUUCCCAGCUUCAGCCCAGGCUUCAUCCUACGAGGUUUAUGAUGCAGCCAUCGCUAAUACCAAUAUAAUUCACUCGGCUUCUCUAUCAUACGUAAAAGUCGGCUCGAACAUAAGUGGAAGUAUAUACGGACUUCAACCAAGCACUUCUUACAAUGUACGGCUUGUUGCAAUCGAUGCUGACGGAACAAGAGGCAUCCCAAGUCAACCAGUUAUGAUCCAAACAGCCCCAGGCAGCAUAAGUGACAAACAACGACCAUGAUUAAUGUACGAUGGAUAGCAUUGACUUCCGGAGUUGCCCUACUAGUUUUCUGCGAUAUAUUUUGCUGUAUACAUUAACGUUAAACGUCUUUUAGCUUCGGUAUUCUGCAGUAGGCCUUUAAAGGCAGUGCUUGGUGCGUUUCAUAUUUUUUGUUUUGUAGCCUUUUGCAGCCAAACGUACACUUCGUUUUGUGUGAAUAAAUAAAAUUGCAAAAACCCAAC
Molecule: messenger RNA, 1462 nt
Organism: Ciona intestinalis (vase tunicate)
Lineage: Eukaryota; Metazoa; Chordata; Ascidiacea; Phlebobranchia; Cionidae
Source: RefSeq, a predicted model, not a curated record